AUGGCCAACAAAAUCGGCAACGGCAUUGCCAAGGUCCUCGGUAUCGACCUCCAUUACCGCAAUGAGACUGGGUCAGACCGAGUGACUCGAGGAGAGAGCGUCUUCACCGUUGGAUCUGCCCACACAUAUGUCGAAGAAGAACCAACAGCUGCAGAGUGGAUCCGGGAAACUCUACCAAACGGUCACGAACUAGCCCAGUACUUUUACAGUCUCUUCCCUUUCACUCACUGGAUCGGUCGAUACAAUGUACAAUGGCUCAUUGGUGACCUGAUUGCUGGUAUCACGGUUGGCGCCGUCGUCGUUCCUCAGGGUAUGGCUUAUGCAAAGCUUGCUCAACUUCCUGUCGAAUUCGGCUUAUACUCCUCUUUCAUGGGAGUACUCAUCUACUGGUUUUUCGCGACUUCGAAGGACAUCACCAUAGGUCCGGUCGCCGUCCUGUCCACCGUCACCGGCAAUGUCGUCCUAAAGGCUGAGGCAACAGGUGUCGACGCUUCCCGCGAUAUAAUUGCGUCCUCGUUGGCUAUCAUCGCAGGCUCAAUCGUGUUGUUCUUUGGUUUAGCACGAUUGGGUUGGAUUGUUGAGGUUAUCUCCCUCCCCGCCAUCUCGGCCUUCAUGACGGGAUCAGCUAUCAGCAUUGCUGCCGGACAAGUCCCUACGAUGAUGGGAAUCACUGGUUUCUCGACACGCGAAGCAACGUACAAAGUCAUCAUCAACACACUUAAACACCUUGGACGAACAGACCUCAACGCCUCAUUCGGUCUCACCUCACUAUUCCUGUUGUACUUCAUUCGAUGGUUUUGCGGCUUCCUUGCGAAGAGGUUCCCCACCAGGGCCAAGCUGUUCUUCUUCAUCAACACACUGCGGACCGUCUUUAUCAUCCUGCUCUAUGUUCUGAUCAGCUACCUCGUCAAUCGUCAUCACAGGAAGAAGCCCCUCGUCUCGGUUCUUAAGGAUGUCCCACGCGGUUUUCAGCACGCUCGUGUUCCUCGCAUCACCAUUCCUAUCAUCAAGUCGUUCGCGUCGGAGCUCCCAUCGACAGUCAUCGUUCUCCUCAUUGAACACAUUUCCAUUUCAAAGUCGUUUGGCCGUGUCAACAAUUAUACCAUUAAUCCCUCGCAGGAGUUGGUCGCGAUUGGAAUCAGUAAUUGCCUUGGUCCUUUCCUCGGUGCCUACCCCGCUACAGGCUCUUUCUCACGUACAGCCAUCAAGUCAAAGGCUGGCGUGCGCACUCCCUUCGCUGGUGUCAUCACAGCUGCUGUUGUGUUGCUUGCCAUUUACGCUCUUCCGGCUAUGUUCUGGUACAUUCCAAACGCUACGCUUGCUGCCGUCAUCAUUCACGCCGUAGGUGACCUGAUUUUGCCACCUAACACCGUCUACCAAUUCUGGAGGAUUUCGCCUAUUGAGGUUCCCAUUUUCUUUGCUGGCGUCUUUGUCACAGUGUUUUCCAGCAUUGAGAACGGCAUCUACACCACUGUCUGCGUCUCAUUCGCAUUGUGGGCUUUCCGUGCUUUUAAGGCAAGGGGUCGCUUCCUUGGCCGUGCUAAAAUCCAUUCCGUCAUUGGCGACCACCUCCUCGACCCUACCGAUGACAACAAGCAGGGGCGCAAGACGUUUCCUUCCGCGAGCGAGGAAUCUGUUCGAAGCAUUUUCUUGCCCAUCGAUCACCAUGACGGCUCUAACCCCCAGAUUCAGCUUGAGGACCCCUAUCCGGGCAUCUUCCUUUACAGAUUCAGCGAGGGCUUCAACUACCCCAACGCCAAUCACUAUCUUGACGAUCUCAUCGAGACCAUCUUCAAGAAGACACGCCGUACGAACCCAGCUUCGUACGCAAGACUCGGUGACCGCCCAUGGAAUGACCCUGGACCACGUCGCGGCAAGGACAUUGCCAUUCAAGACGAUCGACCAACGCUUAAGGCCAUAAUUCUUGACUUCUCAUCCGUCAAUAACGUCGAUCUUACAUCCAUUCAGAACCUGAUCGAUGUUCGCAAUCAGCUUGAUAAGUACGCCGCACCAGACACAGUGGAUUGGCACUUCUGCAACAUCAACAACCGAUGGACCAAACGUGCGCUCGCCGCCGCUGGCUUUGGCUACUACACACCCGAGCCCGACGCGUCUGGCGUACACCGCUGGAAGCCUGUCUUCUCUGUUGCUGAGAUCGGUGGCUCAGACUCCGCUGCCGCUGCAGCCGAGGCCCGCGAAAACCGCCACGCACAGCGCACACUUUCGCAGGUCAGCAAGGACGACAUCGAGGCGGCACAUGACAGUGCCGAAUCGAGCGACACUGGGUCGUUGAACAAGCAGCUUGAGCUUAGCAAGGCAUACGGUGCUGCUGAGGGUGAUUUCAGCGGUGUGUCUGCGAACAGGAUUGCCGUUGUGCAGGGUUUGAACAGGCCGCUGUUUCACGUUGACGUUACUGCCGCGCUCAACAGCGCAUUGGCCAAUGCGCAGAGGAAGAGCCAUUAG
Messenger RNA from Didymella exigua CBS 183.55, 2463 nucleotides. Its product is annotated as sulfate permease II. Gene Ontology annotation, cellular component: membrane. Gene Ontology annotation, biological process: transmembrane transport. The transcript has 2 exons. The record is from RefSeq and is a predicted model, not a curated record. Lineage: Eukaryota; Fungi; Ascomycota; Dothideomycetes; Pleosporales; Didymellaceae. The coding region runs from base 1 to 2463 and encodes 820 amino acids. Gene Ontology annotation, molecular function: secondary active sulfate transmembrane transporter activity.